Molecule: messenger RNA, 1248 nt
Organism: Emiliania huxleyi CCMP1516
Lineage: Eukaryota; Haptophyta; Isochrysidales; Noelaerhabdaceae
Exons: 10
Coding region: 1-1248 (415 amino acids)
Molecular function (GO): N-methyltransferase activity; DNA binding
Source: RefSeq, a predicted model, not a curated record
AUGGAGCCCUUCCACACCGAGCACCUGCUCCUCGAGCCCUACGCGAAGCUGCCGCGACGCGACCUUGACGUCGCAAACGGCUACUCCACGCCAGGCGUGGCGCUUCCGACGACUAUUGGAGCGAUCGCGACGGCGGUGCCCAUCCCGGCCUUUGCGCCUGGCCUCGCCGCGGGCGACGCUGGCGGCCGCGGAUCUGGCCGCGCUGCGGCGGUGGCGGCGCGCAGGAUGGCGGCGCUGGCGAGCGGCUCGGUCGACUUGGUGAUUGCGGACCCACCGUACAACAUCGGCGUGCAGGGCGAGGGGUGGGACCAGCUCGGCGUGCAGGGCGAGGGGUGGGACCAGCUCGACGACUACAUGCGCUGGUCGCGCCUCUGGCUCAGGGAGUGCGUGCGCGUGCUGCGGCCCGGCGGCGCGCUGUUCCUGUACGGCCUCGCCUUCGUGCAGCACAUCUCGUGGGUGUACAAGCAGGGCGGCGACUCGCGCCUCAAGGGCAUGCUGGCGUACUCGGAGUGGUUCACCAAGCCGGGCGGGCAGCACACCUUCAACCCGCACGAGGCGGUCGAGCAUUACACGCCCGAGGAGUUCGACGAGGCGCUCGCCAAGGGGGUCGGCCGCGUGACGCCCGAGUCGCUCGCGCGCGGCCGGCCGCCCAAGAACUGGUGGGACAUCCCGCGCGAGAACUCGCGCUCAAAGGAGAGGCGGUACGGCGCCCACCCGUCGAUGAAGCCGCUCCAGAUCUGCGAGAGGAUCGUCAAGGUGCACUCCGACGCCGGCGGUUGCGUCCUCGUCCCCUUCGGCGGCUCCGGCUCCGAGGUGGUCGCCGCCGCGCGACUCGGCCGCCACUGCAUCGGCUUCGAGGUUGAGCCGCAGUACCACCGCCUCAUCCUGCGCCGCCUCGUGGGCCACGGCCUCCUCCCCGCCGAAGCGCUGCCCCCGCCGUACCAGUCUGGCUUCCUCGGCGUGUAUAAGCACGGCAAGACGUUUGUCGCCAAGGUGAUGCGCGACGGCGCGCUGCGCUCGCUCGGCGCGUUUCAGUCGGCGGAGAGCGCCGCGGCCGCAUAUGCCGCGGCAGUCGGCGAGGCGCCCGCCACGUCGCUCGCGGCCCAAAUGGCCGAGCAGCAGCAGCAGCAGGUGGCGGAGGAGCAAGUGGCGGAGCAGCAGGUGGCGGCGGCGGCCACUGCGAUCGCGCCAGACCCCGCGCCCCUGGACGGCGUCGGGCCGGCUGCGGUGCCUCCGUGUGGGGCCUAG